AUGUUCACUGGCAUCGUCGAAGAUAUCGGAGUCGUCUCCGAGCUGAACCCCAAUGACGAGACGGGUGGCACGUCUUUGACAAUCUCUCUGCCCGAGACCUCCUCGCUGCUGUCAGACUGCCACCUAGGUGACUCCAUCGCCAUCAACGGUGUCUGCCUAACGGUGACGCAGUUCGAGACCUCGCCCCCGUCGUUCAAGGUCGGCGUCGCCCCAGAGACUCUCCGCAUCACGAACCUCGGCUCUCUCGCAAAGGACUCACGCGUCAACCUCGAGCGUGCUGUCCGCGCUGACACCCGCAUGGGUGGCCACUUCGUCCAGGGCCACGUCGACACUACCGCCGCCAUCCUGGCCGUCACUCCCGACGGCAACGCCCUGACCUUCCGCUUCGCCCCGCGCGACGCUUCCGUGUUGCGCUACGUUGUCUACAAGGGCUACGUCGCUCUUGACGGCACCAGCUUGACUGUCACCAAGGUCAACGACGAGGAGGGCUGGUGGGAGGUCAUGCUUAUCAGCUACACGCAGGAGAAGGUCGUCGUGGCUGCCAAGAAGCCUGGGGACACUGUCAACGUCGAGGUUGAUAUGAUGGCCAAGUACGCCGAGAAGAGCCUUGCGGGCUACCUCGGCGGAUCCGGCGGUGUUCCUCUGGAGAAGAUGGUUGAGCGUAUCGUAGCAGAGGGCUUGGGUAGAAAAUCUUGA
Molecule: messenger RNA, 696 nt
Organism: Colletotrichum truncatum
Lineage: Eukaryota; Fungi; Ascomycota; Sordariomycetes; Glomerellales; Glomerellaceae
Product: riboflavin synthase
Biological process (GO): riboflavin biosynthetic process
Molecular function (GO): riboflavin synthase activity
Source: RefSeq, a predicted model, not a curated record